Topomyia yanbarensis is the source of this 2808-nucleotide messenger RNA. RefSeq lists its product as uncharacterized. Bases 1 to 2808 code for a protein of 935 amino acids. The transcript has a single exon. Gene Ontology annotation, molecular function: zinc ion binding; nucleic acid binding. NCBI's taxonomy places the organism in Eukaryota, Metazoa, Arthropoda, Insecta, Diptera, Culicidae. The record is from RefSeq and is a predicted model, not a curated record.
AUGGAAAAGUGGGACAUUUCCCAAUUUAAGUUUAAAUCUUUGCCUCGCAAUACCGUUAAGAACGAAUGGAUCAAGUAUAAGAGAAACCUUGAUUUCAUAAUCGCGGCUACAGGGGAAACUGAUCGCACCCGAAUCAAAAACAUUUUUUUGGCGAAAGCCGGACCGGAUUUGCAAGAGAUAUUUGCUUCCAUUCCCGGGGCAGAUGUACAGGAAGAUGAAGCGAAAACAGUCGAUCCAUUUGCGGUGGCAAUAAGCAAGUUGGAUGAAUACUUUUCGCCAAAGCAACAUGAGACAUACGAGCGGAACAUCUUUUGGACACUGAAACCAGAUGAAGAGGAGCCACUAGGAAAAUUUAUGCUCCGAUGUCAAGAACAGGCUACAAAGUGCAACUUUGGUAAUAAUGCCGAAGACAGCCGAGCUAUCAGCGUAGUUGACAAGGUAAUUCUGUAUGCACCGAGCGACCUUAAAGAACAGCUGCUUCAGAAGGACGUUUUAAAACUGGACGAUGUCACAAAAAUUGUCAGCUCCUAUGAAUCUGUAAAAUUGCAGGUGAAAUCAAUGAACCUUCCGGGACCGAGUUAUUCCAGUGCGCCGGAUUUCAUAUCAUCAUCGAAUAUCAAUAAGAUCAAACUCUCGAAUAAUGUAUGCACACGAUGCGGUCGAAAUGGUCAUUUCGCGAAUAAUUCGGUUUGCCCGGCGCGGUCCAAAGAAUGCAUUAAAUGCAAACGUAUCGGACAUUUUGCUGCCCAAUGCCACUCGGUCUCUGUACUGAAACGCAAACCGUGUUUAAGGCAAGAAUCGCAAAGACCUAAUAAACGAUUCAAGUAUCAUCGGAUAAACGAAAUCGAAACCCCAAAUGAUGGGAAAGGCAACAAUUUUCUGUUCAGUAUUAGCGAUGGUGGCGAAACGAUUCGGAUCAAAUUGGGUGGCGUAGUUUUGCAAGUACUCGUGGACUCUGGAUGUACAAAAAAUAUUGUCGAUGAAUGGUCUUGGAACUAUAUCAAAGCGAACGGAGCAAAAAUAUGGAACCAGUUGAAGAACUGCGAUGAAGUGUUCCUUCCAUAUGGGGAAAAUGCGAAGCCCUUAACGCUCUUGGGAAAAUUCGACACAACUGUAUCAAUUAACGAUGCUGGUAGGAUUUUCGAAAAGGACGCUACAUUUUAUGUAGUCAAAGGGGGUCAACAGUGUUUAUUAGGGCGGGUCACAGCUACCGACUUGGGCGUUUUAGUUAUCGGGUUACCGAGUACCCACGGGGUGAAUACAAUUACACCCACAGGAGUUCAACCAUUUCCUAAGAUCAAGGGUGUCCAGGUGAAAAUUCCGAUCGAUGGAACGGUACCACCGGUCUGCCAACAACCGAGGAGGCCCCCAAUCGCACUCAUGACGAAAAUUGAAGACAAAUUAAAUUCGUUGCUUGCCAGUGAGAUCAUAGAACGGGUGGAGGGUGGCUGUCCAUGGGUCUCACCGUUGGUAACAGUGGUAAAGGACAACGGAGAUCUUCGCUUAUGCGUGGAUAUGCGCAGAGCGAAUGUGGCUAUCAUACGGGAACGGCACAUUAUGCCAACAAUAGAAGAUUUCCUACCGAGAUUCACGUCUGCGAAGUGGUUCAGCCGGCUUGAUGUCAAAGAAGCGUUUUAUCAGGUGGAGCUUGAUAGUGAGAGUCGCUACAUAACCACAUUCAUUACCCACAUGGGACUUUUUCGGUACCAACGCUUGAUGUACGGGGUGGCUUGUGCCCCAGAGCUCUUUCAAAGAAUUCUUGAGCAAAUCUUGAGUCCUUUCAGUAAGAAUGUGGUCAACUUCAUAGACGAUAUCCUAAUUUUUGCUAGUACGGAAAAAGAACACGAUGAAGUACUCCAUGCAGUGCUGUCGACGAUGAAUGAAUACGGUAUACUACUGAAUCAGAGUAAAUGCGUGUUCAAGGUUGCCCAACUGGAAUUUCUAGGACACGUCGUAUCAUCGGACGGAAUCUAUCCUUCGAACAACAAGGUAGAAGCUCUUCAAAGAUUUCGAGCACCUACAACCGCGGAGGAAGUUCGCAGUUUCCUGGGUUUGGUUACGUACAUCGGUCGAUUUCUGCCAAAUCUAGCGACAAUAACUGCUCCGCUCCGUGAAUUAACCCAUGCUGGGGUUAACUUUGCCUGGGGAUGCGAACAACGUACGUCUUUUGCUAAACUCAAGGACAUGAUUGGGAACGUACACCAUUUACGAUUUUUCGAUAACAGUAUGCGAACAAGGGUUGUAGCGGAUGCCUCACCAGUUGCUCUUGGGGCAGUUCUUUUACAAUUUGAAGGACCCACCGAUGAUAUUCCCCGGCCAAUCGCUUACGCCAGCAAAAGUCUGACAGCGACAGAAAAACGUUACUGCCAGACAGAAAAAGAAGCUCUCGCUUUAGUCUGGUCUGUGGAGCGAUUUUCCAUCUAUCUCAUAGGACGCAAGUUUGAGCUGGAAACAGACCACAAACCUUUGGAAGCGAUUUUCAAACCCACUUCAACACCAUGUGCACGAAUCGAACGAUGGGUGCUUAGGCUUCAGUCGUUUUCGUUUGUUGUGAAAUACCGUAAAGGCAUAAGUAAUGUAGCCGAUCCAUUGUCACGGUUGGUCGAGGAACAAGAACCAGAAGAGUUCGAUGCUGAAAGCAAGUUCAUGGUACUAACCGUUUUAGAAUCAGCAGCGAUCGAUGUGCAGUUGCUGGAAGAUAUGUCCAGUACUGAUGCUACUUUGGAGGCUGUAAAGCAGUGUUUACAAACUGGGUGUUGGGAUGCCCAACAAGUUAAGUCGUUUGCUCCUUUCAAGAACGAAUUGUGA